AGUUUUUGUUUUGGAGGGAUAGGAUAACCACUAAACCCCUUUUGGCUACGCUUAGGAAAUUCGGUGACUGUAGUUUGCUUAAAUUGGUUGCACUGGGGCAUUAAGUAAUUUUUUUUUCAGACAAUGAGAUCUGAGGCAAGUGAUGAUUUCAACCCGCCUUCCUCCAUGUAAUAGGUACCGGCCCAUUUGGUACCGGCCCACCGGGCAUUUGCCCAUAUAACCAAUCUGCCCCUGACCCCAUCAGAAUUUAACAAAUCUAUAUUCAACAUGACUGCCAGCAAAGCCUCUGAAUGCAAUGGCAAUGGUAUCCUCACUGCCCAGAUCUUCUAAAACAGUGCAAAACCACAACAAGCCAACCUCUGUACUACACGAACUGAUCUGCAAAUGUUGGCAAGAAGAAAAAUUAAAUUUGUUCUAAAUCAAGACAAAAGAAAAAGUAAAGUACCCAAAGCAAGAUGGCUGAUAUAGAGCAUGAGUCCAGUCUUGACCUGGGAAAUGUAAUAAAACAUGAGAAGAAAGAAAGUCUUAAUGAAAUAUGUUUGAUAAAACAGUCAUGUGAACUACAAGACAUGAAAUUGUCACAUGUAAAAAUUGAAAAGACUGAAGGAGAUGAAGUAACUUUUUCUAUGCAGCCAUUUGAAAACUACUGCCAUGGUCAAACUUAUAAUGUAAUCCCGGGACGUCAGGCAGAUGUUCUAAAGCAGGAGAUAAAAAUGUCUUGUACUACUGAAAGUGAUGACCCAUUGUCCUUAGCAUCAAGACUACUGGCUAUGUCAAAGAAGGCAGACAGAAACUUUUAUCCAGUGCCCAUCAUUUUGCCAAACUUAAAACUGACUGGACACAUACCUCUCCCAGAGCUGCCAUUGAGUGAGAUAAAAAACAUGAGGCAAGAAGAAGAAAUGACUUCAACAAAUGUAUUUCUAAAUGCAAUGCAUAAUCAUAUGGAACCAAGCCUAUCCAAUGAAAUUAUUUCAGAUAAGAUCAAGAAAUCUACUUGCACUGAUAAUCAUCAAAUAAAUAAACUUUUCACUUGCCAAAUUUGUCAAAAAAGGUUUUCUAGCUCUAAAAUAUUACAAAAUCAUGAGUUGAUUCAUACUGGUGAAAAACCAAAUAAAUGUCAAAUAUGUCACAAAGGUUUUUCUUCAUCUAGUUAUUUGAAACAACACCUACUGAUUCAUACUGGUGAACAACCAUUUAAAUGUGACACUUGUGGAAAAGGAUUAUCUUAUUUUUCAUCUUUGAAACAACACCAGCUAGUUCAUACUGGUGAAAAACCAUUUAAAUGUGACACAUGUGGAAAAGGAUUAUCUAAUUUUUCAUCUAUGAAAAAACACCUACUAGUUCAUACUAGUGAAAAACUAUUCAAAUGUCAAAUAUGUCAGAAAGGAUUUACUCAUUCUGAUUAUUUGAAAAAACACCAACUUGUUCAUACUGGUGAAAAAACAUUUAAAUGUCCAAUAUGUCAGAAAGUAUUUUCUAACUCUACUCAUUUGAAACAACACCAACUAAUUCAUACUCGUGAAAAAACAUUUAAAUGUCAAAUAUGUCGGAAAGGCUUUUCUAACUCUACUCAGUUGAAACAACACCAACUAACUCAUACUGGUGAAAAACCAUUUAAAUGUCAAAUAUGUCAGAAAGGAUUUUCUUACUCUACUCAUUUGAAAAAACACCAACUGAUUCAUACUGGUGAACAACCAUUUAAAUGUGACACAUGUGGAAAAGGAUUAUCUUCUUAUUCAUCUUUGAAACAACACCAACUUGUUCAUACUGGUGAAAAACCAUUUAAAUGUCAAAUAUGUCAGAAAGGAUUUUCUAGGUCUAGUCAUUUGAAACAACACCAACUUGUUCAUACUAGCGAAAAACCAUUUAAAUGUCAAAUAUGUCAGAAAGGAUUUUCUAGGUAUAGUUAUUUGAAAGAACACCAACCAGUUCAUACUGGUGAACAACCAUUUAAAUGUCAAAUAUGUCAGAAAGGAUUUUCAUCGUCUAGUUAUUUGAAACAACACCAAUUGAUUCAUACUGGUGAACAGCCAUUUAAAUGUCAAAUAUGUCAGAAAGGAUUUUUGAAGUCUAGUAAUUUGAAACGACACCUAAUUGUUCAUACUGGUGAAAAAAACAUUGAAAUCAGCGUUUUCCAAACUUUUUUGUCUCGUAGACCCCCUGUCAUGUUUUCUAGUUUUUGGUAGACCCCCUGCUUAACUUAAAGUUUUUGCAAAUUCAUCAACAUUUUAAAAAAGUAAUUACUAACUGUAGUGAGCUGAGAAGUGAAAAAGUAAUUUGAAGCUAUAUAUUAAGUUAUAGAGAUCUAUCAUUCUUAUUGACAAAAUUCAAAUUUAAACCAAUUAAAAUAAAAAUUAAUUAAUAAUCAUUGCUGGAAAUGUUGUUGAUUGUUCUUUGCAGGCUUAAUAUCCAUACAAAUGAUAUUCUAAUUCAUAUAGGAAUUUGUUGUUCUAUGAAGUAGUCCUUCAAACAUUAAAUAUUUAUUAAUUUGCCUAAUGUGUAUCAUUGUUAAAGUUUUCGCAGAGCUUAUUGCUCCUAUAAUUGUUGAUGUUUCAUGUGUGGAUCAAAUAUUGAGUCAGUAGAACUGUUUUCAUUAACAGCAGAAGGGUCGAAGGUGAGUAACUGGCUCCUUAAGCAGUAAGCUUCAAGCAGGAAGGUCACAUUAACCUUGGCUUGCUUCACGCUGAAAACUGAAUUAAAAACUCACUGCCUUGCAACUAUACCCAAACAUGGUAAAUGUUUUCUGUGUCACCCCAAUAUUUCUAAUGACAGAUUUCAUGUUUUACAUAAUUGCUAUUGCAAUGGAUUGUUUUGCAUUAGAAAUGUUAAAUCUUUUGAAACAAAGCUUUCCAAUUUCUACAAGCAAGCUAAAGAAAGCAUAUUUUGUUGUUUUCCUUUUCUGAAAGGUGAAACUAUUUCUAGUGAACUGAUUAAAAGUACAACACUUAUUAUUAAUUGUGCAAUUUAUAAAAGCAAAUUUUAAGACGUCAAGAACCAGUUUUCAAUACCCUUGGCUCACCAUUUAGCGCAGAAGCUUAUUCAGCUCCAGAGGACAUACUUUUAAACAAAGAUAAGUUCCAGUCAGUACUUCCACUGGAGUCUUAUGGGUGCCAGAAGCUGUAUUUCCACACUUAAAAAAACUUUUCUGCUCUUCACACUAUUUGGGUACAUAUACAUCUGUUCUACUUCUUCGUUCUCAUUUUACAUGUUGCAGGGUUCAGAUCAGUAAUCUUGUAUCUGAGAUGAACUGCGCAGUCGUUUCCAGAUCAGGCAGUUCUCCAAAUAGUUUUUGUUCUAUAGGAGGGUUUUGUGGCCAGAGUCUUGUUCGGGUCUCCUUGAUUUAGUAUGCAUAGUUUAAGAACAUGGUCAGCAUUCUCCGGAGUUUCUCCACAAGGGCAGGUUUCGCUCAUCCCGACAUUAAAUUUGCGGAACAUAUAUUGUCUCAAUGAGUGAACAAGCAUUUUUUUGUUUAAACUAAGAAAGUAUAGUCAAUGAUCGACGUUGACUGACUGUAAUUUGACAGCAGUCACAAGGGUAAAAACUAGUAAGCUAGUUCCACAUUUCCGGAUCAUUAUGCACAAGUGUAAAAACUAAAAUACUGCACAUUCAGUACAACUGUAUAUUUAUGGGGAUAGUAUGAUAUAAAAGACAACAGUAAUUUAAAAAAAAAAUUGUAAAUUAGUUUAAAAAAUUGCGAACUCUUGUUGUAAUUCCUCAAGGUGGUGUGUGGAAAAAAAAAAGAAACGUGAAUAUAAUACAGUGUAUAUAUAAAUUAAAAGGCAUUCUACAAAGUUA
Molecule: messenger RNA, 3795 nt
Organism: Biomphalaria glabrata
Lineage: Eukaryota; Metazoa; Mollusca; Gastropoda; Planorbidae
Product: zinc finger protein ZFP2-like
Exons: 5
Coding region: 456-2186 (576 amino acids)
Source: RefSeq, a predicted model, not a curated record